GUAGGGCGCAUGCGUCUUGCUGCAGGGAGGCCGCGCACGUUGUGGCUGGGCCAGGCGGGGAGGACAGGACGAGGAGGAGACGAAGAAGAAGAAGAAGAGGGGCCUGCGAAGAGGCUCUCAAGGACGAGAGGAAAGGCGACCACCUCGGGAGGAAGAAAACCCUGCUGAAUCGCAUCGUGACUGCCUUGGUUUGCUUCGGUCUUUAGCAAUGUCUACGGCAAGAGAAAAGAAACAUGCCAAGAAAAUGAGAAACCAACCUGCUAGUGUCACUCUGUCUUCUGGUGUAGGGGCUGACAGUAGUGGAGUAAAGCAUCAUAAUGGGGGAGGCAUAUCUUUCCAAUCACAAAGGCAAGAGUUGCAUUCCGGGACUUCCCAGCAUCAGCCGGAGAAGUCAACGCAUCAGCCUCCCUCUUCUGAUCUCUGUAAUGUCGAACACUAUAGAGGAGAGAAGGGAAAAGGAAAGGGAGGGUGGAGAGGAGGACGCCAAGGCACAUCUCAAGAAUUACCCAAGUAUAUAACCGCAUCUACUUUUGCUCAAGCCCGAGCGGCUGAAAUCAGUGCCAUGUUAAAGGCUGUGACGCAGAAGUCUUCAAAUUCCCUAGUUUUCCAGACUCUACCCAGGCAUAUGAGAAGACGGGCCAUGAGCCAUGACAUUAAGCGGCUUCCGAGACGGCUGCGUGAGAUUGCCCAGAAAGAGGCAGAAAAAGCAGCACACCAGAAAAAAGAGCAUUCGAAAAGUAAAUGCCGCAAGGCCCGACGCCAUCACUCAAACCUGCUUUUGGAGUUUAAUCGUAGACAAAAGAAGAAUAUGUGGUUAGAAACCCAUAUUUGGCAUGCAAAGAGAUUUCAUAUGGUGAAGAAGUGGGGUUACUGCCUUGGAGAUAGUCCUACAGUUAAGAGCUACAGAGCUUGUUAUCGAGCCAUGACACAACAGUGCCUUCUUCAGGAUUUGUCUUACUACUGCUGCCUGGAGGUGAAUGGAAAAGAGGAAGAAAUACUAAAGGCACUUGCUCGAAUCUGUAGCACAGACACAGGACUGACUUUUGCAGCUGUUCAGUGUUUGUCCGGAAAGCGCCAAGGCUCUCUAGCCCUUUACCGGGCAGAUAAAUAUCCUGAAGAAAUGCUCGGUCCUGUUACGUUUGUUUGGAAGCCCUUGGAUGACCCUGGGGUUAUUUCUGAAACCAGGCAAUUGUGGAUUUGGGUUCAUCCAACUCUUAAACAGGAUAUAUUGGCUGAGAUCAAAACUGUGUGUCAGUGUGAAGAACCUACUAAAGUAGUUGACAGUAUCUCUGAACCAAUUAUAACGCCACUUCCAGAGGUACCACCUCAAAAGAUAAGCCAAUUUGAAGUCACUAAGAACAUUGGCAAGAAAAGGAAAAGGGAAGGUACAACAGAGGAAAAUGCUAAACGAGCAAAAAAAAUUGUGGGUGAUGGAACUAGAAAUCCACUUCAGCCAUAUUCUUGGACAUCUCAGACUACUGGAAUUACUAUUAGCGAUCUGACAAUGGAAAUGAACAGAUAUCGUCUGAUCGGUCCCUUCUCUAACUGUGUCCUUACCGAAGCCCUGAAAGCCGCUUCUAUCCAAACGGAUGCCGGAGAUGGAGAAACACCACCUCACAGUUGGUGGGUCAGAAACUGUAAGAAUCCUGACGGCGUUUCUCGUCAUCACCGUCAAGAAGCCAUCUUUGAAUUGCUGGGAGGGAUAGCCUCUCCAGCAGAAAUUCCAGCAGGUAGUGUACUGGGUCUGACUGUUGGAGAUCCUCGAGUGACUUUACCUCAAAAAAGGUCCAAAGCUCUACCCCAUCCAGAAAAAUCCCAAGAUCAAGAGAAAAUUAGGAAACUGCUUCUGGAGGGUGUGCCCGUGGAGUGCUCUCAGAGCUUUAUUUGGGACCAGGAGGUCUGCAAAAGUGUCACGGAGAAUAAAAUCUCGGAGCAGGAUUUAAACCGAAUGAGAAGUGAACUGUUGGUGCCUGGCUCGACUCUUGUGUUAGGUCCCCAAGAAUCCAAGAUUCCAGUACUUUUGAUUCAACAGCCAGGACGAGUAACUGGCGAAGAUCAGUUAGGAUGGGGAAGUGGCUGGGAUAUACUUCUUCCGAAAGGCUGGGGCAUGGCUUUCUGGAUCCCAUUCGUCUAUCGCGGUGCACGCGUUGGUGGGUUAAAAGAAGGUUUGAAACACUCUCUGUAUAAGGGGACGCCUCAUAUACCAAAUGACUGCCCAGACUGCCCUGCUGGAAAGAGGUUCGCCAAAGAGCAAGAAGGGAGUCUUCUUGAAAAGUACAAAAGGCGCCCACCUGCCAAGAGGGCGAAUUAUAUCAAGUAUGGCACUCUGACACCGUUCCGCUGCCCCUGGGAACAGCUCACCCAAGACUGGGAAGCGAGAAGCAAAACCGAGGUGGGACCGAUAGAGAUGUCAUCGCCUGCGAGCGAGAAGAGUCCAUCCGGAAGGCAGCCUAUGUCUUGUCCUCAUCAGGAACACGUACCCAAGCCGUCUUCGGAAGAGGGCACAUCUGAAAACCAACCCGCAGAACCCGAGGAGCAAAUGGAUUCAGAGUCUCAAGGCUCCUGUAGGGAUGAUGGGUCUACCCCAGAUAGCCUCUUUCAUGUUAUUAGGAGCAAGAAAUUACUGAAGCAGCUGGCGGCCUGGUGCAAGCCUAUCUCUGGGAGACGCCAAGGGGCACGACAGACUUCCAGACCGGCUGUGCCCGAGCUGACUGAGGAAGCCUGCCUGACGGUCACAAACAGCCGUCCGAGAUCACUCGUGUGGGUCUCUCUGUCUUUGCUCAAGAAGGGCAGCCCCGAGCUGCACGCCAUGAUUUGUAUUCCGACGGAGGAGGACUUGCUUCAGCUGACUGAAGAUCGACUCUACUGCGGCCCUCAAGAAUCCAAACACUGCGAUCCGUUCAAGGGCCGAGCCCUGAAGCAGAAGAAACAGAAGAAAACGGAGAGACGGCAGAAACGGGGAAACGCGGCCGAGGAGGCCGACGACCUGACCGUCGGCCUGUGGCCGGACCCGCUCCCGGACGUGACUUCCCACUGCUCCAGGAUUCUCCUCGGAUUCGUCACUCAGGGAGACUUCUCGCUGGCCGCCGGCUGUGGCAAAGCGUUGGGAUUUGUUAGUGUGACUGGGCUGCUCUCUUUGCUGUCGGCUCAACCGACAGACAGGAGGGGGUUGGUCUUACUGAGAAAUCCUGCCUCUCUGCAGUAUAGAUUUGCUAGAAUUGCUAUUGAAAUAUAAAUGUCACGGGAACACACAAAGGAUGGCAGGCACCACAGUCAGAGUCAGUGGUAUCUAUCGAGCGCUUAUUAUGUGCAGAGCACUGUAUUAAGCGCUUGGGAGAGCUUGAAUCGCAAAAUCUGCAGACCCCAAACUGGAACCAUAUCAAGUUAAGGACUUCUUACUGUCAUAUGCGGUGUGAAAUCCCUUGGAAAAUAGAACGAAAACCCUUGCGGUGUAUUAUAUGAGUGGAAAUAUACGUUGCGUCAGAUGUUUACAUUG
Ornithorhynchus anatinus (platypus) is the source of this 3496-nucleotide messenger RNA. It is a transcript of the gene POP1, whose product is annotated as POP1 homolog, ribonuclease P/MRP subunit. Gene Ontology annotation, cellular component: nucleolar ribonuclease P complex; ribonuclease MRP complex. The transcript is spliced from 16 exons. Gene Ontology annotation, biological process: tRNA 5'-leader removal. The record is from RefSeq and is a predicted model, not a curated record. Bases 209 to 3235 code for a protein of 1008 amino acids. Lineage: Eukaryota; Metazoa; Chordata; Mammalia; Monotremata; Ornithorhynchidae.